CCUCUACCAGGAUACGGCCACGCACCGUCGAUGAUCCCCAUGCAGCGAAGGCAAAGUAUCCGCUGUCAUUUCCGAAAAGGCAUAAACUGGUGUAGUUGGAAACUAAUUGCCAUAGUAGUUAUAAUGGUCUCUCUCUGCCUCACAGCAGCUCUUACCUAUGUAGCAGCUUCCAACAUUGUGAACUGGUCUUAUCAAGGUACGAAAGCAUGUACCGUCCUGGUCGGCGACAAUACCGACACGAAGUCAAUUUUGUCCGAAACAAACAAAACUUCUCCUUCAUCGACCAUGUCGUCAAGCAAACCGAAGCAGCAGUCUUCAUCCUCAGGAGGUGGAAGAACCUUUCCAGCAAGGUCAUUCCCACCGGAUGGAACGACGUUCGCCCAAGUUAGCCUUGGGCAGCGGCUGAACAAGCAGAUUCCAGCGUACAGCUACUGGAAUAUGCAGUUUUAUCAGUCGGAACCAGCCUAUGUACGAUUUGACUAUAACAUUCCACGUGGUGCUAGUAUAGGUGUCUACGCAAGAAGGAACGCACUUCCAACGCACACGCAGUAUGACCUUCUGGAAGUGUUAAGUGGAUUUAAAGCUCGUACCACUCGGGCAUCUCAUCCCACUAUAAAAAAAGAAGUAACACAUUAUAUGGAACCCGGUCACUGGUUCCUUUCAUUAUACAACGAUGAUGGAGAUCCUCAAGAGGUGUCCUUUAUUGCCGUUAUAGCUGAAGAUAUGACACACAACUGUCCAAAUGGUUGUAGUGGCAAAGGAGAAUGUUUAUUGGGACACUGCCAAUGCAAUCCGGGAUUUGGAGGUGAAGACUGUAGUGACAGCGUGUGUCCAGUUCUUUGUAGUCAACGUGGCGAAUACAUAAAUGGGGAGUGUCAAUGCAAUCCUGGAUGGAAGGGAAAGGAAUGCUCUCUGCGUCACGAUGAAUGCGAAGUGCCUGACUGUAACGGUCAUGGCCAUUGCACUAACGGAAAAUGCAACUGUGUAAGGGGGUAUAAAGGAAAAUUUUGCAAAGAGGUUGACUGCCCUCAUCCAACCUGCUCAGGACACGGUUUCUGUGCCGAGGGCACAUGUAUAUGCAAGAAAGGCUGGAAAGGUACAGAUUGUAGUCAAAUGGACAAGGAAGCACUACAAUGUCUUCCAGAUUGCAGCGGCCACGGCAACUUUGAUUUGGAAACACAGACUUGCCUUUGUGAGCCAAAUUAUUCAGGAGAUGACUGUUCGAAAGAAUUGUGCGACCUGGAUUGCGGCUCCCAUGGCCAUUGUGUAGACAACACUUGCGACUGUAUACCCGGAUGGUCUGGCGAUGUCUGCAAUCUGAAGCAAUGCGACACCCGUUGUAAUGAACAUGGUCAGUGUAAGAAUGGCACAUGUCUUUGUGUAACAGGGUGGAAUGGUAAACAUUGCACAAUGGAAGGUUGUCCUAAUUCAUGUUCUGGUCAUGGACAAUGUAAAGUCAAUGCGGAAGCACUGUGGGAAUGUCGCUGCUACGAUGGUUGGGACGGAAAAGACUGCAGCGUGUUGCUCGAACAGAACUGCAACGACGGCCGCGAUAAUGACAAAGAUGGUCUUGUUGACUGCGCUGAUCCGGAGUGUUGCUCUAAUCACAAUUGUCGCAGCAGCCAACUCUGUGUGUCUGCACCGAAUCCGAUCGACGUUCUCCUUAGAAAGCAAUCACCAGCCAUCACCGCAUCUUUCUUUGAGAAAAUGAAGUUCUUAAUAGAUGAGGGUAGCCUACAGAACUAUGCUCGUCAAGACACUUUCAACGAGACUCGAUCAGCUGUAGUACGUGGUCGAGUAGUCACAUCCUUGGGUACAGGAUUGAUGGGAGUUAGGGUCAGCACUACCACCGCUCUGGAAGGAUUUACUCUAACAAGGGACGACGGAUGGUUCGAUCUUCUAGUCAACGGAGGAGGUGCUAUAACGUUACAGUUUGGUAGAUCGCCCUUUAAACCUCAGAGCCAUAUUAUCUACGUACCCUGGAAUGAGGUCGUUAUUGUGGACAAAAUCGUCAUGAGUACAGUUGAUGAGAAGACAUCCGUACACGUUACUCAUGCCUGUGCAGCGCAUGACUAUGAUUUGAUGAAACCGGUCAUUCUAGCAACCUGGAAGCAUGGGUUCCAGGGCGCCUGUCCGAACAAGAGUGCAAUACUUGCCGAGUCUCAAGUUGUACAAGAAAGUCUUCAAAUCCCUGGAACCGGUUUGAAUCUUGUGUACCAUAGCUCUAGAGCAGCUGGUUACCUUUCCACCAUUCAGCUCCAAUUGACACCAGAAAUCAUAGCUCCAACUUUAAAACUAAUUCACUUAAGAAUCACCAUCGAGGGGAUUCUCUUCGAGAAAACCUUUGAGGCAGAUCCAGUUAUCAAAUUUACUUACGCUUGGAAUCGACUAAAUAUCUAUCGGCAACGUGUUUAUGGGGUAACAACUGCAGUAGUGAAGGUCGGAUAUAAGUACAGCGAUUGUAAAGAUAUAAUAUGGGACGUUCAAACCACCAAAUUAAGCGGCCACGAUAUGUCCAUUUCGGAAGUAGGAGGUUGGAAUCUUGAUAUUCAUCACAGGUAUAACUUCCACGAAGGUAUUCUACAAAAGGGAGAUGGUUCUAACAUUUACUUGAAACAUAAGCCUCGAGUUAUUCUGACAACAAUGGGUGAUGGACAUCAGCGACCCCUCGAUUGUUCUGACUGUGAUGGUCAGGCUUCAAAGCAGAGACUCCUUGCCCCAGUUGCUCUUGCUACUGCUGCCGAUGGUUCCAUUUAUGUUGGAGACUUCAAUCUGGUCCGAAAAAUCCAUGUCGAUGGCUCCGUCAAAACUGUUAUAAGAUUAAACGCGACGAGAGUCUCAUAUCGUUAUCACAUCGCAUUGAGUCCUCUUGAUGGAUUCAUCUACAUUUCUGAUCCGGAAUCACAUCAGAUUAUCCGUGUGCGUGAAACUAGUGGCGACUUUGACCCAGAUCACAACUGGGAAACGGUUGUCGGUUCGGGCGAGCGUUGCCUCCCUGGAGAUGAAGCUCAUUGCGGCGAUGGAGCUCUUGCUCGAGACGCAAAACUGGCUUAUCCGAAAGGAGUUGCUGUUUCAGCGGACAACGUUUUGUAUUUUGCUGAUGGAACGAAUAUCAGAAUGGUCGACAGAGAUGGAAUUAUAACCACGGUAAUCGGUAACCACAUGCACAAGUCUCACUGGAAGCCAAUCCCUUGCGAAGGUACGCUCAAUGUUGAGGAAGUCCACCUCCGUUGGCCGACUGAAUUGACAAUUAAUCCCCUCGACAACUCUCUUCACAUGAUUGAUGAUCACAUGAUUCUACAGCUUGCCCCCGACGGUCGUGUAAAGGUCAUAGCAGGUAGACCAUUGCACUGUGCUUCACCAUUGUCGACUUUCGACACAGAACUAGCAACUCAUGCCACCCUCGUCAUGCCACAAAGCAUUGCCUUCGGUCCAUCAGGUAAUUUGUAUAUUGCCGAGAGUGACUCUCAAAGGAUUAACAGAAUAAGGGUGAUCGGAACCGAUGGAAAGAUUUCGCUUUACGCUGGAGCGGAAUCCAAAUGUAACUGCCUCGAACGUGGAUGCGACUGUUUCGAAGCUGACCACUAUUUAGCUUCCACUUCUAAGUUCAACACCAUCUCUGCUGUUGCUGUGUCUCCUGAUGGCAUUAUACACAUCGGUGAUCAGGCGAAUUACAGAAUCCGGUCCGUUAUGGCCAGUAUACCAGACGCGAGCAUGGUCAGCAAUGCAAGGGAAUACGAGAUUUACUCUCCAGACACACAAGAAAUUUAUAUAUUCAAUCGCUUUGGUCAACACGUUGCCACGAAAAACAUUCUCACUGGUGAGACGAUCUACCUUUUUGCAUACAACGUCAACACAAGCAAUGGAAAACUAAACACAGUCACGGAUGCAGCAGGGAAUAAGGUAUUUCUCCUAAGAGACAAUAGAGGACAAGUAAAUUCCAUUGAAAAUACCAAGGGCCAGAAGUGCAGACUGCGAAUGUCUAAAAUGAAGAUGCUUCAUGAGCUCAGUACUCCCGACAACUACAACGUAACUUUUGAUUAUCAUGAACCCACUGGUUUACUAAAGACGAAACUAGACAGCACCGGUAGAAGCUACGUGUACAAUUACGACGAAUUCGGAAGACUCAUACGUGCUGUGACCCCAACUGGCAAAGUAAUCGACUUAGCAUUCGACCUUAGCUUGAAAGGAGCAACAAUAAAACUCGGACAAAAUAACCGAAAGUCGGUGUCAAUGUUAAUCAAGGCUUCUUCAGUUAUCACGAAAGUUGGUGAGGCCGAACAACGAAUAAUGGUUCUCGCAGAUGGAAGCGUUGGAAGAAUUACUUCCUGGGCGCACACUAUUAGCACUGACACUGUGCCUUACUCUAUAAUGGCGGAGAUCGAACCUCUCCUGGGUCAGAGCUACCCAGUUCCUGCCAAACAGAGAACCGAAAUUGCUGGUGAUUUGGCUAAUCGCUUCGAAUGGAGAUAUUACUUAAGAAAAGUUCAGGGUAACAAGAACCGUGGAAACGCGAAAAUAGUCGCUCAAGUUGGAAGAAAGCUUCGAGUAAAUGGAGAAGUACUACUUUCAUUGGAGUAUGAUAGAGGCACAAACACAGUUGCGGUUUUUAAGGACGACCGGGUUGAACUACUGAAUGUAACUUACGACAGCACGUCCAGGCCAGUAAAGUGGAGCCCAAGAGAUGGUAUUUUUGCUGGAGUUGACUUAGAAUAUGAUAGAAACAGCAGAUUGAUUAGUUGGACUUGGGGCGAUCUCACUGAAACUUAUGGAUUUGACAGAGAUGGCAGGUUAUAUGAAAUUAAGUACAGCGAUGGAACCUCGAUGGUCUACGCAUUCAAAGACAGGUUUAGUAGUCUUCCAUUAAAAGUGACCACGCCUCGAGGAAGUGACUAUCUUCUACAAUAUGAUGAAGCUGGGGCCCUUCAAUCACUUACGACACCGAGAGGACACAUCCACGCUUUCUCUUUGCAGACUUCACUUGGAUUUUACAAAUAUCAAUACUACUCGCCGAUGAACAGACAUCCCUAUGAGAUUUUAUACAACGAUGAUGGGCAGAUUCUUUCCAAGGUUUAUCCACAUCAGAGCGGUAAAGUCGCUUUUGUAUAUGACCAGAAUGGAAAACUGGAAACUGCUCUUGCUGGAAUUUCUUCUAUUCACUAUGCGUACCAGGAAACAACCAGUCUAGUUCAUAGCAUUGACAUUAAUGAGCCCAACUUUGAGAUGCGGUUUGAAUACAAAUACCAUGCAGGUAUCAUUAAGGACGAGAAAAUAAAGUACGGAAGUAAGAGUGGCUUGGAUAAUGCCCAUUUUCGCUAUCAAUACGACGGAAAUGCGCGUAUUUCAGGUAUAGAUGUUGACAUAAGCGGAAAGCAACUUCAACCUAUCCGAUUGAAAUACAAUCAAAAUUUGGGCGUCCUCGAAGGUGUGAACGACUUAAGAAUCUACAGAAAUGUCUUUAAUCGAUCUGUCAUGCAAGACAGUAGUAAACAGUUCUUUACUGUCACGGAUUACGAUGACCAUGGUCGUGUGAAAACCAUUCUAAUCAAUGUUAGAUCCAUGGACGUAUUUCGUAUGGAGUUGGAUUACGAUAACCGUAACCGUAUCAAGAUAAGGAAGCUAACAAUAGGAAAGGAAUCUGUGGAGAAAAACGAAUGGUCCCGAAUUGACAAGAUCACAUACAACGCCGAUGGACAUGUACUUGAAGUAGCUAACACGGAUAAUAAUUGGCAAUAUGCUUAUGAUGAAAAUGGAAAUAUUAUUGGUGUAACUGAACAUAAUGAGAAGAUAUCUCUCGGGUAUGAUAGCGGAGACCGAGUGAUUCAAUACGGAGACGUUGAAUUUAAUUCGUAUGAUGACAGGGGUUUCGUCGUGAUACGAGGAGAACAUAAAUAUAGAUACAAUUCGAAAGGCCAGUUAAUCCACGCCUCGGAACAUAAAAAAUUUCAAAUUUGGUACUUCUACGAUGACCGCGGUAGAUUAGUAGCAUGGAACGAUGAUCGAGAGAAUAUUACGCAGUUCUUCUACGCUAAUCCAAAGACCCCAGAUUUAUUAACACAUGUACACUUCCCUAAACUGCAAAAGACAUUCCGUUUCCUGUACGAUUCCAGAGGCUUUCUGAUGACCGUAGAAACGUCUGAGCAGCGAUUCUACGUCGCAACAGACCAAAACGGCUCACCUCUUGCUCUUUUCGACACAAACGGAAAUCUCUACAAGGAAAUGCGUCGCACACCAUUUGGAAAAAUGAUAAAAGAUACAAAUCCUGACUUCUACCUGCCGAUUGACUUCCAUGGAGGUCUCUUUGACCCCAACACGAAGCUUAUAUAUCUGCACAAAAGACUGUAUGAUACGAUCGUAGGUCAAUGGAUGACACCAGCUUGGGAGCAAAUGGCUAAUGAAUUGACAACACCCACAGACAUCUUCAUCUAUCGCUUCAAAAACAACGAUCCCAUCAACCUAAAGCAGAACGUAGCUUAUAUGACUGACCUCGCUAGCUGGCUGAAGCUCUACGGCUAUGAUAUGUCUCUCAUGCUUGGCUCAGAGUAUACGAAGCAAAUGAUCUACCAACCCAGUGCAAUAGUUACGUCAUCCCAAUUAACUCCCGACUUCAGGGUCAUGUCUGGACUACAGUGCAUAGUAAACCGCGUGCACAACAAGUUUUCUGAUCUCGGAUUCGUGCCGAAACCUCUUCUUAAGCUUGAACCCAAGACUAGAAACUUGCUGCCCAGGGUAGCCCAUCGUCGCGCUGUCUUCGGUGAGGGCAUUCUUUUAUCCAGAGUCAGCGGUCGCGCCCUAGUAAGUGUCGUUGAUGGCGUCAACAAUGUAAUGCAAGAUGUAGUCACCUCCGUGUUUAAUAACUCGUACUUCUUGCCGCUACACUUUACUGUCCACGACCAAGACGUAUUUUAUUUCAUCAAGGACAACGCACUGAAAAUCAGAGAUGACAUGGAGGAGCUACGCCGUCUUGGUAGCAUGUUCAAUGUGUCCACGCACGAAACCACAGAACAUGGUUCAGGCAGCUGGAAGGAGUUACGCCUUCACAAUCCAGAUGCUGCCGUCAUUAUUAAAUACGGUGCUGAGCCUGAGCAGGAACGUCACAGAAUAUUAAAACAUGCGCAUAAGCGAGCAGUGGAACGAGCCUGGCAAAUAGAGAAGCAACUGGUGAUGGCCGGAUUCCAAGGAAGGGGAGAUUGGUCUAAGGAGGAGAAGGAUGAACUCAUCAGCCAAGGUGUGGUCAGCAGUUAUGAAGGCGUCGACAUACACAGCGUCCACAGGUAUCCUCAACUCGCAGACGAUCCCGGUAAUGUUGCGUUUACUCGAGAUACUAAACGAAAGAGGCGGAAGAGCGGCAACCGGCGGAACAGGGUUCACAGGCACGACUCGUGAUUCGUGGACUUUGAUUUGUGAGGAUUUCUAAGCAGAUGGCGGUUCGUAUUUUGAGGGAGAUCGUAAGCACUCUUCCUCGAAAAAAAUCUGCAUAAAAAGUGCCAUACGCUAUGAUUCCGUCGCAUUCUCGAGGAGGAAGACGAGCGGUGAUUCGUCGAGUGUCAAAAUUAAACUAGUCGCGUGCUAUGAGAGUUUGUAUAUGCUUUUUAUGAGAUGAUUGUUUUUUUGUCGUCCGAUAGAGCGCGCAAUUUGAUUUCUGAGACAGUUCACUCGCAUAACCAAACUCUGAACAAAACAGGGUCUAGGACGUGAGAUUACUUGUGAAAUAUUCGCAAGCGAGUGUAGGUGUUUCGUCCAUAUAAGAAAUACAUUUGACUACAGAGUCAGAGAUGCACAGGAAAUAUUUUUAACAAUUUAUACGCAUUUAUUGAUGAAAAUUUGUAGAAGAUGUAAAUAAACGAAUCAUAGGAAUUGUAGAUACUGCAGCGAAUUCCGUUUGACUGGAACUGUCGAUAACGCUUUUUUAUAUAUAAAAAAUGUAUGUGUAAAUCCACCCAGUGGUCCCAAGAAAAAAGUUCUGGAGAAGAGCGGAUACAAAUGAGGAUAAUAAGUUAUCAGGAACUCAUGACAAAAAAGCGUAGAAUGAUUUCCAAUCUGAUAUUCAAUGAUGUAUUUUGCUAAUAACCGUCGUAUGCAUCCGAUCCUCUCGGGAAAAUGAAUACAUAGUGUCACGGAAUACUUACGGUCAGAAGCCAGGAUGAAUUAAUAUAGCAGAUAAUUGUAAAUAAUUCAAUAUACAUAUUAGGAUAAAAUAAGCGAUAAAAUGUCAUACAUAGCAAAUAAAUUAGCCUAUAAUUAUUAAGUGACCUCUCGCAAUCACAUGAUACGAAGGAAGAGAGUUAUCGGAAUAACAUGCUGAGGUUCACAAACCGUAAAGAAUUAUAUAAUGUAUUCACCGUGAUAUGCGCGUCAGAAGAGUAAUGUCCAAAGGAAUAAUAAUAUUGAUAACGAUUAUAUUAUCUUACAAGAAUACCCCACCCUACCUUUCUACUGAUAAAGAAAAUGAGAAUUAUUUUUAGAAUUGCGCCAUCAAGAAAGUCAUCCUUCUAAUAUUAUGCCCUCGGGCUCUUCACUGCCUUAUAAUUGAAGUUGGAUUAGAUUAGUUAGGCGUAUCAUAUCAGUUUCCUUGUAUUUUUAGAAGUCACGUGUUUUUCAUUUUUUCAUGCAUAAAAUCGUUAAAAGACAAAUUAAUUCUAAAAAUGAAAAGCUUACAUUAUAACAUUAAAACGUGGAAUUAUUUCCAUAUACUUCCAGUAACGCAAUGUACUAAGAGUCAUUAAGGAAAAAACGGCACAGACUUACUUUAAAACAAUCACGAAGUCCUACAAAAAUCGAAGGAACUGGAAUCCAGAAUUUCAUUCCUCUUGCCUCAUGACGCUACAGUUUAUUUUCUAAUUUAUUAUGUCGAAUGAAUAACUUGGUCUGAAUAACGUUAUUUGCCUUUUUUAUAUAUUGCUAUAACAGAGUGACUGGUUUUUAUUUCGAUCCAGCAUUCAUUACAUGGAGCUCCCUAUCACCUUUUACCCGCAACAUCCACCCUCAUGGUAAACGAUGUAAACGAAGUCAGUGUUAAAUAGAUAUUUGAAACUUAGAAUCAUGCGCUAAUGAUUGCUCAAGCGAUCAACAGCACUGAAAAAGUAAUAGAAAGUGAAAGCGAGCCAACAUUAGAGCCACGUCGCUCUACCAAAGUUGUGUUCUACGUAGAUAUAUAAUAAGCUAAUGAUACAUAACUAUAACUGCUAACGUAAAUAAUAAACGACGAAAUUGAGAAAUUAUAAUUACGGAUAAUGAUGUGCUAAUGAAACGGCAAAAUAGUAAUCACAACUGUACCGCUGUACAUAUCUGUUUCUGUAUAGCCAACAGUAAUAUCCACACAGGAUGUAGAAUUGUUGUAUUCUGUACUUUGUAUUUUAUAGCGUCUUCUUACACACCUCGACAGGAUCUGAUCAACGUUCGAGCCCAAGGAUCGAGACGUCUGUGAUCCUUUUUUAAAUGCGAAAUCUUUUAAAACAGAGUCUUUUAUUUCAUUAAUUUAUUGAAUAAAAUAUUUACGAAAA
This is a messenger RNA of Belonocnema kinseyi, 9503 nucleotides long. It is a transcript of the gene Ten-m, whose product is annotated as teneurin-m. NCBI's taxonomy places the organism in Eukaryota, Metazoa, Arthropoda, Insecta, Hymenoptera, Cynipidae. The transcript has 11 exons. Gene Ontology annotation, biological process: motor neuron axon guidance. Bases 31 to 7386 code for a protein of 2451 amino acids. The record is from RefSeq and is a predicted model, not a curated record.